UGGAAGAUCUGAAGACGGAUCUGGAGGUCAGACUGAGUGCCAGUGAGGAACGGCUGGAAGAUUUGAAAGCACAAAACACAGUUCAGUCUGUUCAACUUUCCUUGAUAAGUUCCAGUCUGACAGACAGUCACAACAACAGUACAGCUUUGGAGGUCAAACUGAGGUCCACGGAAACACAGCUGCAGCAGAAAACUGCAGCUCUGGAGGUCAGACUGGAUGUCAGGUGAGGAACAGCUGGAAGAUCUGAAGACAGAAAACACAGUUCAGUCUGUUCAACUUUCCUUAAUGGAUUCCAGAAUGACAGACAUCUAUACCAACACCACAGAGUUGGGGUUCAGAAUGGAUGUCAGUGAGAAACAGCUGGAAGAUCGGAAGACAGAAAACACAGUUCACUAUGGUCAACUUUUCUACAUAAAGAACAAACUGAUAGACAACCACUACAAGAAUACAGCUCUGGAGGGGAGACUGAGAUCCACUGAGACAAAGCUGCAGCAGCUGGAAGACCACACUGCAGCCGAGCUGUCAGAUAUCCAACUGAGGCUGAACGUCACUGAGGAGCAGGUCGAGAAGCUGAGGACACAAAACACAGACAGACUGUCAGCGGCUGCAAUGGAGGCUGAGGCUCACAGCUUUGACCUAUCUGCUCUGAGAAAUGAAACUAAAGUUUUAGAAACACGACUAAGUGAGGCUGACCGUCUGAUGGUGAAGCUACAGGCUGAAAGUUCAGUUCGGUCCGUUCAACUCUCCAUGGUGGAGUCCAGAGUGAUGGAGACACACAACGACACCUCAGAGCUGGAGGUCAGACUGGGUGUCAGUGAGAAACAGCUGGAAGAUCUGAACACAGAGUUGGAGGUCAGACUGAGCGUCAACGAGAAACUGCUGGAAGAUCUGAAGACAGAAAACACAGGUUUGAGUUUCAGACUGAAUGAAACUGAUGACAGUCUACAUCAGCUCAGAAACACCAACUCAGGUGAGCUGAAGGUGGCGUUUUCAGCCGGUUUGACUGAUUCAGGAUCAGUCGGACCUUUCAACGAGGAGAGGACGCUGAUCUUCUCCAAAACCAUCACCAACAUCGGCCAGGCCUACAACCAGACUGCAGGUGUGUUCACAGCUCCGGUCGGAGGGCUUUACUUCUUCAGCUUCACGGCUGCAGAUUACCUGAAGGGUUACAUGGGUCUCUACCUGUACAAGAACAACCGGCCAAUCAUCUUCAACCUGGAGCUGAACGACCACGGUGGCUACGCUUCAACGUCCAACGGCGUCGCUCUGCAGCUGGACCGAGGCGACGUAGUCCGCCUCAGUCUACCGGCGAGCUACCGGCUCUACGACGACUCCCGAAACUUCAGCGUCUUCUCCGGCUUCCUGCUGUUCCCCCUCUGACAGAACAGACCCAGGAUCAGGGUAGGAGGGAGACAUCUUCUCAGGAAUAAACUAUCCGUUCAGGUACUUCACUGGAGCUGAAAGACUGGACUUUUAUUUUGG
Molecule: messenger RNA, 1482 nt
Organism: Eleginops maclovinus (Patagonian blennie)
Lineage: Eukaryota; Metazoa; Chordata; Actinopteri; Perciformes; Eleginopidae
Exons: 19
Coding region: 217-1380 (387 amino acids)
Molecular function (GO): protein binding
Source: RefSeq, a predicted model, not a curated record